Brassica napus (rape) is the source of this 3017-nucleotide messenger RNA. Its product is annotated as disease resistance protein RPS5-like. The transcript has a single exon. Lineage: Eukaryota; Viridiplantae; Streptophyta; Magnoliopsida; Brassicales; Brassicaceae. Gene Ontology annotation, molecular function: protein binding; ADP binding. Bases 56 to 2797 code for a protein of 913 amino acids. The record is from RefSeq and is a predicted model, not a curated record.
GACACGUUGUGUGAAUGUCCUCUGGAUAUCUUCAUUACAAACGUUAUCUUUUAACAUGUGGCUCCUGUUAUAUUCUUCAUCAAUUUGUUUUGUUAUUUGCACUAGUUACCCUAUAGAUUUUAGUUUCAAAUCGCCGAUAAGGCUAGGUGGUUCAACUAUGAGUGGUUUCGUCACGAGUGUCCUUCAUCAGGCGUUUACCCAUCUGUGUAGCUGCUUUGGCGUUGAAGUCAAUUAUGUUUGGAACCUUGAGAAGAAUCUGGCGGCUCUAGAGGACACCAUGAAGGUACUCAGAGCAAGGCGAGCGGAUGUGUUGACAAAGGUGCAGAGGCAAGAAUGCGAGGGUCUACAAAGGCUUAACGAAGUUGAGGUAUGGCUUACGAGUGUUGAGGAUAUCCAAAACCAAGUCUAUGAGCUGCUUCUUCCUAGUAGAGAUGAACUUGAAAGGUUAAGUCUUUGUACGAAAAACUUGAGCUCAAGUCAUAGCUACGGGAAAAGGGUUUUGGAGAUGUUGAAAGAAGUUGAAGAUGUACAAUCUAAAGGAGUAUUUGGAGUGGUGGCUGGGCCACCUACGAAUGCGAGAGCUGAGGAAGUGGAGAUGCCUUUACCACCGACAAUUGUUGGACAAGAAAAGAUGCUCGAAAAGGCAUGGAAGCACCUCAUGGAUACUGGAACAGAAGUUAUGGGCCUCUACGGUAUGGGUGGAGUUCUGGAACGGAUCAACAUCAAAUUUCUUGAGCACCCAGUUGACGGGGUCGAUAUUGUCAUCUUUGUUGUGGUGUCCAACGAACUGCGGGUUGAGAUUAUUCAAGAUGUGAUUGCUGAGAAUCUAGGAUUUCGUGGGGAGGAGUGGAGUAGAAAAACGAAAAGAGAGAAAGCACUUGUUCUGCACACUUCCUUGAAGAAGAUGAGAUUUGUUUUGUUAUUGGAUGACAUUUGGAAGGAAGUUGAUUUAAACGAAAUUGGAGUCCCAUUUCCGACAAGGGCAAAUGGAUGCAAAGUAGUAUUCACCACUCGUUUUAGGGAAGUAUGUGGUCAGAUGGGGGUUGAUGAUCCGAUGGAAGUGAAGUGUUUGGAGUCCAAAGAAGCUUGGGAUUUGUUCCGUGCUAAAGUUGGGAAAAUCACAUUAGAAAGCCACCCAGAUAUUCUUGAGCUCGCGUGUCAAGUUGCAGGAAAAUGUCGUGGUUUACCGUUGGCGCUGAACAUCAUUGGAGAAAAUAUGGCGUCUAAGAGGACGGUGGAAGAAUGGGAGCAAGCAGUCGACACUCUUGCUUCUUCUGCUGCGGAUUUUCCAGGUAUGGAAGACCACAUUCUUCCAGUCUUGAAGUAUAGCUACGAUAGCCUCAAGGGUGAGCAUGUCAAGUCUUGUUUUCUAUACUGCGCUCUAUUUCCAGAAGAUUUUGCAAUAGAAAAGGAGAAGUUGAUAGAUUACUGGAUAUGCGAAGGAUUCAUAGAUGAAAAACAAGGUUUAAACAAGGCAAAAAACCAGGGUUAUGGAAUCAUUGGUACCCUUGUCCAGGCUUGUUUACUGACUGAAGAAGAAGAAUGCGAAUCACAUGUGAGAAUGCAUGAUGUGGUUCGAGAGAUGGCAUUGUGGAUAGCAUCUGAUUUUGGGAAGGAUAAAGACAAAUGUAUCGUGAAAGCUGGUGCUCGUUUACGUCAAGUACCAACGGUGGAGAACUGGAGAUCUGUGAGAAGAAUGUCUUUGAUGGACAACAAGAUUGAAAAUAUAUCUGAGAGUCCCACCUGCCCUGAGCUUACAACUCUGCUCUUCCAAAAAAAUAAUAUUUUGAAUAUCUCAGGUGAAUUCUUCAAGUACAUCCCCAAGUUAGUCGUAUUGGAUCUAUCACAUAAUAAACUUUUCGAUGGAUUUCCGGAGGAAAUAUCAAAGUUGGUCUCCUUGAGAUAUCUCGACUUGUCAUGUAACAGAGGCAUACAACGAUUGUUUAGAGGCUUACUAGAGCUAAAAGAGCUGAUAUAUCUGAAUAUGGAGGGAACGGGACUUACGAGUAUCUCUGGGAUAUCAAAUUUGUCGAGUUUGAGGACACUCCGACUACGAUAUAACAAAAUGUCACGAGAUUCCAACGUAAUUGAGGAACUGCAGCUCUUAAAACAUUUAGAAGUGGUGACCAUAGAGAUCGGGUCAAUUUUGGUUGCAGAACAACUGGUAAAUGGUUACAGAGUAGCGAAUGCUAUUCAAGUGAUAUCAAUUCAUUCUCUUGAGGAGAAAUCAAUAUUGACUCUUCCAGAUAUGCCACUUGUCAGUACACUGGAUAUGUUCAGAAGUGAAAUGGUGGAGAUACACAUCAAGAGGAGAACAUCAUCAUUGAACAAAAGUCCAACAACUCCAAGCUUCCCAGACCUCUCUACAGUGAAUUUACGUGAUUGCCAUGGUCUAAAGGACUUGACAUGGCUUCUGUUCGCACCAAAUCUUAGGGCUCUUGAACUUGAUAGCUUAAAUCAAGUAGAAGAUAUAAUCAUCAAAGAAAAAGCUGCGGAUAUUCUCACAGAGGAGGAGGCAGGUACCAUCAUUCCUUUUCAGAAACUAGAGUUUUUCCAAGUGUAUGGUUUGCCAAAGCUGAAGAGCAUCUACUGGAGUCCUCUCCCUUUCCCACGUUUGAGGGAAUUCAACAUAUAUAAUAGUCCAAAUUUGAGAAAGCUUCCAUUGGAUUCCAGAAGUGGCAGCAGCAUAGAGCUUGCCAUACAUAAUGGAGAACAAUACUAUAGAGAUAAGGUUGAGUGGGAGGACGAAGCAACUAAAGAGCGUUUCCUACGUUGUAUCAAUCCUUCCCUCUAUUGAGCCACAACAGGUUUCCAAAAUUAAGCUGCCUCAACUGUCAUAUUGGUCUGCUGCUCUGUUACGUCCUUUUUCAAAAAAAGUUGGUGGUGUGUUCUAAUCAAUUUAUUUUCCAUAUCUAUUCUAAUAUUCUAUUUUUAUUGUUUGUUUGGUGUGAAUUUCAUCACUCUCAAGAAACUGUACAUAAAAAUUAUCCAGUUAUUGCUUAUAUAUCUGUGUGUUA